Molecule: messenger RNA, 1323 nt
Organism: Linum trigynum
Lineage: Eukaryota; Viridiplantae; Streptophyta; Magnoliopsida; Malpighiales; Linaceae
Source: the annotation of a GenBank genome assembly
CCAUGACACAAAUGUCACAAACUCAUAUAGUUCAGGACACAGAUGGAAUAUUGGAAACAAUAGGACACAAAUGGCAUUUUUUGGAUAGUUCGGGUGUUGUAAUGGUAUUAGCCCAAUGUUAAAAACAUGUUCGUACUCUCGGCUUCGUACAUAAGUUACAACAAGCAUGGCUCUUGUUCAUGAAUAUACCAAUACAUUUACAUCUAGUUCAACACCUAAAUGCGGUUUGGUUGCGAUAAAAUUACAUAUAUGGACACAUAAUGCCCACCUAAAAUGAUAGAGAAACGAAAACAAAAACAGAUCACCCAAUAUCUGCUCAUUCCCUAAACCUUUUUCCUACCUGUCAAAGCCAAGAACCAGAAAAAUUUGAACAUAAUAGGUGGAUGGAGGAGGGACAGACAGACGGAAAUGGCCAAUAGUCUGCAACCCUAAAAUCACAUUUUUCGUCCCGUCGAAUCACAUAUACGAGUUCUCCUAAACAAAACCUUUUCUACAGACCUUAAACCACCCCAAGCCCCUUCCCCAUAUAUAUAUAUAUUAAACCGAAAAAUCGCAAUAGAGCAGAUUACCUUCAUCCUCGAAAAAACUCCCUCCGCCAAACCCCCAAAAUCAAUGAGAAGAGCAUCGUUCUUCUGUUGUCAAGCAUUUAUUUCGGAGUUGCAUUGAUGCUCACGGCUGCAGCUUCUUCUGCUCCAAAACAUGUUCGAACAUGUAGUCUUCUCCAGCCUCGUCCCUUCCAGUUUAUCCUGGUCCCCACUGGGCGCUGCUGCGUGCGAGCCACGUGGGGAUGAUUCAGAUGUUGAUUCGUCGGCUGACUCGGGUUCGAACGGAGGGCAAGGGCCGUCAUUGCAGGUGCACAACGGCAUUGCCACGGAUGGGAAAGGGCUGCAGGUGACUGGGCAGAGGUAUUCUGAAGAUACUACUGCAGCCACACGGUUCUUUCGGAUCUCGGGUACACACGCUGCUCGCUGGUCGUCACGAGGGUGAAGCAUGCAAGGGGUGCACAGGCCGAGUGACAUGGAAAGCUGCUUCAGUUCUUUUGCUGGGGAGCCUGGCAAUUUGGUGAAGGAGACGAUUCCAUUUCUGCAGAGUGGACACGGGAUGGAACCAGGUGGGCCAGCUGUUUCAGUUGGCAUGUUGCUCGUUGAGCACAGGUAAAGUGCACAUCUCACACAAAGCUCAUGCCCACAACCUGCACGCAUAGAAUUUAGUAAUUAAGACCAACAGUUAAAAACUUCUCAGCUUCUUCUUUCCGCUGAGGGGCAAACCAUGUUCUUUGAAUGAAAGAUGAGACUAAAGAAGCUAUAAAAAAUUCUUCAAAAC